Molecule: messenger RNA, 1095 nt
Organism: Adineta steineri
Lineage: Eukaryota; Metazoa; Rotifera; Eurotatoria; Adinetida; Adinetidae
Source: the annotation of a GenBank genome assembly
AUGGAACCAACUAAUGAAUUAUUACCAUUACUAAUAGAUUCAAAUGAACGUUUUCGUACAAUACGUGAACUUGGUUCAGGUACAUAUGGUCGUGUUAUGCUUGCAUUAGAUCGUGAUUUACAACAACGAUGUGCAUUAAAAAUUUUACAAAAAUCAACAACAAAAUAUCGUGAUUUUCAUCGUGAAUAUAAUUAUUCAUUAUUAUUAUCAUCACAUCGUUCAAUAAUUGAUACAUAUGAAGAUCGUUGUUUUCAAACAACAGAUGCAUAUGUUAUUGUUCAAGAAUUUGCACCAUUAGGUGAUUUAUUUGAAUCAAUUCCACCACAACGUGGUCUACCUGAAAAAGCUGUUAAAACAAUUAUGAAACAAGUUGCAUCAGCAUUAGAAUUUAUGCAUGAUAAAGGAUUGGUUCAUCGUGAUGUUAAACCAGAAAAUGUAAUGAUUUUCGAUGCUGAUUUUCAUAAAGUUAAAUUAAUUGAUUUUGGUAUGACAAGAAAAUGUGGUACAUAUGUACGACGUUUAAUUGGUAGUAUACCAUAUUCACCACCUGAAGUAUGUGAUGCACUUAAUAAUGAUAUACUUGUAUCAACAUCAAUGGAUGUUUGGGCAUUUGGUGUAUUACUAUUUUGUAGUCUAACAGGUAAUUUUCCUUGGGAACAUGCUCAAGAAUCAGAUAUAUAUUUUAAUGAAUAUAAUCAAUGGAUUCAAAAUUAUCAAAUGGAACGUCGUUAUAAAUUACCAUCACAAUGGUAUAAAUUUAGUAAUCGUUUAAUGAGAUUAUUUCGUAAAAUGCUUGAUCCUGAACCAUUAAAACGAUGUGAAAUAACUGAAAUUGAUAAAUAUUAUGAUGAUAAAUGGAUACAUGAUCAUUUUAAUAAUCGUCGACGUUCAUCAAAUGAAGAUGAAGGUGUAGAAGAAGAUUUUUCUUCAUCUGGUAGUGGUAUUGAAUGUAAUACAGUAACAUCAAGUACAAUAAGUAAUAGUGACUUUGAAGAAUUAACACAAAUGAUGAGAAAUUCUUUAACUGGUUUUGAUAAUUUAUUAACAAAUGAAAAUCAACAAUCAUCAACAAAUGUUACUAAAACUUAUUGUUAA